Molecule: messenger RNA, 1653 nt
Organism: Gossypium raimondii (Peruvian cotton)
Lineage: Eukaryota; Viridiplantae; Streptophyta; Magnoliopsida; Malvales; Malvaceae
Product: NAC domain-containing protein 90
Exons: 4
Coding region: 186-1031 (281 amino acids)
Biological process (GO): system development; regulation of DNA-templated transcription
Molecular function (GO): DNA binding
Source: RefSeq, a predicted model, not a curated record
AAGGAGACUAACACACUCGCAGUGAAACUUAAGGGGCACGCUUCGUCGCUUCGUGUUUUAUACCCCAAACCCCCCAACACAAUCGAAGUCUCUUCUCUUGUUCCCUAAAAUCGAAUUUGGGAAAGCUAAAACCCUACGGAAAAAAAAUCGUUUCCUUUUCUGAUUCGACUAAAAAUUCCCCUAAAAUGUCAAACAAUCAAAAUUCGAAUCUUCCCUUGGUGGAUAUAGGAGGAGGUUCAUCCAGAGCAAGUUCGCCGUAUCAUUUUCCACCUGGUUGUCGAUUUUACCCUUCCGAGGAGGAGCUUCUAAACCAUUACCUCACUGGGAAAAACAGUUCCGUCGCCGCCGAUCGCUCUGAUGCGUACGGAUCCGAUUUUAUCAGGGAACUUCAUUUGUACGAUUAUAAGCCGUCAGAUUUACCGGAGGGCGCGUGCUUUGUGCACGGAUAUAAGGGGAGAAGAAGGCACUGGUUUUGUUAUACCAAGAGUAAAGGUGGGAGGGGGAGGAGAAGGGCAAAGGGUGGGUUUUGGAGGAAAAUUGGAAAAGUUAAGGAUGUGUUUGGAGGAGGAAAUGUUAAGUUGGGGACUAGAACUAAAUUUGUGUUUUAUGAGAUGAAUUCAGUUAAGGCUGCUCUUAGGACUCCUUGGAUUAUGUAUGAGUAUGCACUUCUUCACCGCCACAAGGCUUCUUUUGUGCUAUGCCGAGUUUUCAUCAAAUCUCGAGCUAGAAAUAGUGUAUCAGAGAAUGUUUUAAGUUGUGCAGAAGAAACUGUUUCAGCUAUACGUCACAUCGGAAUUCAGCAUGAUGGAUUUCUGAGACCUGACACUCUUGAAGCUGAAAUCAAUGGUGAUGACUUUACUAAAGAGCUAGAUGAUCCAAUAACAACUGGACCUGUUUCUGUUGCAAGUUUUGAGUUUCCUUCAGGCAUUCCACCAGACCUGCCCGAUGAUAUGGUGGGGCCUCGGCUAACUACCAGUGAGUUACUUUCAAUUAUAGAAGCAGAUUUUAUAGAGUUGGACGAUCUCAGUUGAUUGUUCAUCAUACGCACCAUAAAGAAAAUAGGACCAGUUACCUUCAGAAAUAUCAAGAGAAUGAUUAAUAUAUUCAAGAAUCUAAUAGGAAAAAAGAAAUUUUCGAAUCAUAUGAAUAGAGAGAAUUCUAAUGGCAGCAUCACUCACCUCGUAAGGCAGCACUCAUGUGACUAAUAUCAAGAACUUUGCUUCAGAAUAAUUUAUCUAGAAGCUAUGUUUCAGAAGAAUCAAAUUAUCUGGAAUUUUUCCUUCACAAGAAUUAAGUGUGUGGUACAUUGGACGGGUCUGAUAAUUUUCAACAUUGGUUGCUUCACCUGGAUUCCGUGUUCUCUUAUUUCUCUGGUGAUGGUGGGUCGAGACUUUUUGCUCACUCACUUCUCAAAUGCCUUUAUUUGGGCAUGUCUUUCUUCUUCUAGCCUGUUUUAUAUCGUUUCUGAGCUUUCUCAUUGCAGAACUGCACACAACUGUAUAAUAAUACUGUUUUCCUUGAAACAUCCAUGUGGCCUCCCUUGGGAAAGCCAUUCCUUUUUUAAGACUGUCUGUAAUCCACUUUGAAACGCCCUUGCUGUGGUAGAUAAAUUAGACGAUUGAAUCUAAAUAAAUUAGGAUGAAACUGUUUUAA